AUGGCUUCUGCUUUUCCAAACGGCUCACAACUUUAUGUUCAAUCAACUACAGCAAGACGAGAUCAAUAUUUUGUUAUUACAAUAACAAAUUAUCCAAAUUUACUACAACAUACACAACACUUUCAACAGUUACCGAAUCAACAAUGGCAACAACACUUGCGAGGUGGUAUGCUAUCACCAAAUGUUCCAAUUCAUUUUGGUAUACCUCAUACGGAAGAACAUGAAACAAUAUUAUAUAAUACAUUACGAUUCGAAUUAGAAGAAUGUAUAAAAGCAUAUCUUCAACGAACUGGAAGAUCAUAUCCAAUUAAUUACAUUCACUUAUUGACGAUUAAACGAUCAAUUAUGGAAUUUGACUCGAAAGAUUUCAAAUUAAUUCUUACGAAUUUAUUAAGUGAACAUUCAAUGCAAAUUGAUACGAACGAUUUUAAUGAUAUAUGUAAAACUGAACCUAUGGAAAUAUCUAAUGUUACUGAACAAGAAAUAUCUUCUACAAAGGGAAAGAAGACAGAUAUAUCUGAUAUUAAGUCUCAGCGAUUUUGUCUUGUUAUAUUUAAUAACUCCAAAUGGUCUCAAAUUUUGAAUAAUAAAUCAAGUAAUCAACACCAAAGAUUGCAAGCAACACUCAAUUGGUCUAUAGAAUCAGUAGUAAAAAAUGAAAAACAAGAUAGAUCUUUGGAUGAUCAAUUUAUUGCUCAAUUACGACAACUCAUUAAAGAAUAUAUGCAACAUACAACACGACCAUUACCACUCAAAUAUUUCCUGGAUCUAACUGAAAAAUGA
Rotaria sordida is the source of this 783-nucleotide messenger RNA. NCBI's taxonomy places the organism in Eukaryota, Metazoa, Rotifera, Eurotatoria, Philodinida, Philodinidae. The record is from the annotation of a GenBank genome assembly.